AUUCCAGCCGCAGCGAACAAUCGGCCCUCAGUUAUUUAUUAGCGCAGCUCGCCGCUCGGCUCAGUCUGCCGCUGCUCUCGCACACACACGUACAUGGAGCAGAGACGCGUGGGAAACCCGCGGACAUUGUAGAAUCGAGCGCAAAAACACGGGGAGAUAAUACAGCACAUGUGAAGCGAUCCCUGUGUGAUGAGACUCUCGAUCGAUUUGUGAUUUGUGAAGCACCAAACCCUCCAGCUCCAGGCGGUCAGUUUUUCGUUUUUCUUCCUGUUGAUUGAGAUGAGAACUGCUGAAGACUCCUCUGGAACGGUCCUGCACCGUCUCAUCCAGGAGCAGCUCCGCUACGGGAACCUGACAGACACCCGCACACUGCUGGCCAUCCAGCAGCAGGCCCUGCGCGGAGGCAGCAGCGGAGGGGGCACCGGCAGUCCCCGCUCCUCACUAGAGAGCCUUAGCCAAGAGGAGACCCAGUACAUCCAGAUGUCAACACGGCAGGAGCCUCAAGGCCAGGAGCACCAGGGCGACUGUCUGCACUCUGAGAGCCCUGUGUGCCAUCUGUACCAGCUCCAUGGUGAGGAGCUGCCCACGUAUGAGGAGGCUAAGGCCCACUCCCAGUACCUGAUCUCUCAGAAGGUGCAGGCAGAGCAGGAAAGCUCCUGUAUGGACAUUAUGGGCAGUCGCAGUGAGGGACAGUGGGAUCUGAAGAGGGAGCAUGCUCGCUCCCUCAGUGAGAGGCUCAUGCAGCUCUCUCUGGAGAGGAAUGCACCGAGAGCCAAUCUGGGUCUGAGCUUUUCAAACAGCUACCCACAGCUGUACAGCAAUAAUGCUACAAAUGCUAUUGCACCUGCCCGGCAUGGGGUCCAACAGUGUGUAGACCAGCGUGGGCCACCUCCGGACUACCCUUUCUGUGCCAGUCUUCCUGGAUAUAUGCUCAGUCACUCGCAGGAGCAUGGACAGUUCUACAGAGACCCUCCUCCCCCCUUCUACGCAGACCCCAGCAGGUAUGUGUCCGCUCAGUCCCAGGUGGCUCACAGCAGCAUCCCUGCAGCCUCAAGCAACAACUCAGCUCAGUCCGACGCGUUGAUAAGGGAGAAUGUGCGACUCAGGAAGGAGCUGGAGGUCUAUGCUGAGAAGGCCGUCAGGCUGCAGAAGUUGGAGUUGGAGAUUCAGAGGAUAUCUGAAGCUUAUGAGACUCUAAUGAAAGGUUCUGCCAAGCGGGAAACUCUGGAAAAAACCAUGAGGAAUAAACUCGAGGCUGAGAUCAAGAGGAUGCACGACUUCAACAGAGACUUGAGAGAACAACUGGACACAGCCACCAAACAGCGAGCAGCUAAGGAGGCUGAGUUUGUGGACCAGAAGCAGCAUGUCUUUGUCAAACUCCUGGAGCAAAAAGAGGAGCAGCAGCGAGAGUGUGAACGUCUGGAGAGGCAGGUUCAGCUCUUGCACAUCUCUGGAGAGGAGGGCCAGCGGAGACGAGAGCUGCUGGAGCAGAGUCUGGCCUCAGCACAGGCCCGCAACUGGCAGCUGGAGGAAGAACUGCAGAGGAAGAGGGCCUACGUAGAGAAAGUGGAGCGGCUGCAGAGCGCGCUGGGUCAGCUGCAGGCAGCAUGUGAGAAGAGGGAAGUGCUGGAGCUGCGGCUCCGCACUCGGCUUGAGCACGAACUGAAGAGCCUCAGGGCACAACAGUCUCAGAGGCGGGCAGCUGACCCCACAGCUUCAGAAUUGAGCUCGUCCACGUCGCAGCAGCAGCAGCUGAGGGAGAAAGAGGAGCGUAUCCUGGCCCUGGAGGCGGACAUCACCAAGUGGGAGCAGAAGUACCUGGAGGAGAGCACCAUGAGGCAGUUUGCCAUGGAUGCAGCUGCCACUGCUGCUACACAGAGAGAUACAACCAUCAUCAAGCACUCCCCCCGACAUUCACCCAACAACAGCUUUAAUGAAGAUCUGCCUUUGUCAAAUCAUAGGAAUCAGGAAAUGGAGAACAGGAUCCGGACGCUUCAUGCUCAGCUCCUGGAGAAGGACGCUGUGAUUAAAGUCCUCCAGCAGCGCUCCAAAUCGGAGCAGGGCAAGCUGGAGAGACAAGGGCUACGGCUGGCGAGGUCCGUCCCCUCCAUCAACACCGUGAGCAGCAGCACGGAGACUAAAGGAAAGAGCCUCUCGGAUGACCUGACAGGUGCUGCCGUGCUGCACCCCCGACCCUGCGCGGUGCCCAAGGGCCCGAGCAGAGACUCCAGCACCCAGUGUGACGAGGUCCCACAGGAGCUAAAGACGUCUGAUGUGAUCUCGGCAGCUACCACUGACGCCCCGGAGGAGCUGAAGGAACCCCUCAAGACAUUCAAAAUUGUCAACUGCUCAGAUGCAGAGCUGGUUGAGAUCCUCAUUUGAGUGUACAGUAAAGCUCAAAUAACAAAACUGGGGACAGCCGACAACAACAGACACAUUUGGCCGAGGUGUUAAGACGGUCUGGGGAGGAGAGCUGAGCUUUUCCUUCUACUGCUUCUGCGAAAAUUCACAAACUCUGACAUUUGCCUCGUGAUUAAGAAUUGUUCUCAGUACCUGGACAGCAUUGUGACAGGAACUCGGUUGCUGAUGUACGUACAUAUGUGGUGCAUGUUAUUAUUUCUUUUGUCAUGUAUUUAUUUUUUGUAAAUGCUGCUCAUAAUGUGAUAUUUCUUUUUUGAGAGGUGAGAAGAACAUGGAUCACUUGUCUUGCUCUGCUCCACAUUUUAAUUUAUUUACGAAUGACUCACUUCUGCAUCACAUGCAUAGCCGGUCUACACUUGGUUUCCAGUAGCAUGACUAUUACUGUGGGAAUAUUUAUUAAGCAACUCAGUGCAAGCAUCAUCCAUGCUUUCCUGCCAUGUGUGAGGAUUAUUCUGUUAAAGAGAACAACUCCGGCCUAAGUCAACAGUUGCUCCUCUCUUUAAAAAUACAUGUGAGGCGGAUGCUCAGCAGAGGAUUUGGAAACUUCCUUUGAAUGUGUAGCACGCUCAUUUCUCUCUUAAAAAAGCCUGCGAGGAUUGACAGUGUUCCACGGCCGUCUAAUUUUCCAGAGCCCGGGUUAAUUUUGGGGGGCCUCAGAUGGCGAGUGCCCAGCAUUUUGCUCCUCUUCGCCGACAUGCGGGAGCUGAUCUUCUCACAUUCCUCACUGAGGGAGUGCUCCUGUUAAAGAAAAAGGCCAUCUAAAGUCUGACCCCUCACCCCUUGUUAAAAUGGUAUGCAUUCUCCACAUGAUUCCUUUUCUGGGGCUAGUUAUUUCUUCUCAGCCUUGGUAGCUGGUUCUACCACAAGCGUAGAAAUGGUCACCUAUAAUUGGCCCGCAUUUGCUCCUCUAUUUGUCGACCCCAUCAUGUCACCGUGUUAUAUUCAGCUAUGUAUUUUCCCUUGCUCAAGUAUCGGACAUUUCUGAGUGGACUGUAUCCUUAACAUAGAAUCUUCUAUUUAUUUCUAACACUGCUGAGUGUAGACUCCUAUUUUCCAGGAUCAGGUUUUGUAGUCAACUGGAAUGUCCCACAAUUCACAUGUGUUAAACUCUACAGGGGAAUACCGCAGAAAUGUCAGCAUCAGUGGAUUUGAAAACAAGCCAAUGGCUUAUCGUCCAGUUUUUAAACAUGUUAGUAUGGAUCUGAAGAUUUUGAUCUCAGAGGAACAAACGCCACAUCCAUCUUUGCUUGAAGUCCACAUUGACAUGGUAUUCUCCUCAUAACUUCAUCACUGUGCAUUUGCGGGUCAGUGCAACGUGUCAGUUUGAGUUAGUGCCCUUCAGUUCUUUUGGAAUGUGUUUACAUAAAUGGUUAUUUGAAGUGAGAGAAGUUAAUAUAUUUUAAAGUUGUUUUUUUCAUUUGUAUUUGUGUAUUUGUUCUGUUUUCUGGUGCCAAAGAUGUACCCAACAAUUAAGUUAUAACCGAUGACAAAUACAAAAGGACUGUUGCUUCAGCUGGUUGACCCACUAUAAUGUUGCUGUGAACUUUUGUAAAGGAAACAUUUGUAUGUAUGCCUUAACAUUUCACAAUAAUUGAUAAAAAUUCUUAAUAUAUGUCUGAUAAA
Molecule: messenger RNA, 4044 nt
Organism: Pleuronectes platessa (European plaice)
Lineage: Eukaryota; Metazoa; Chordata; Actinopteri; Pleuronectiformes; Pleuronectidae
Gene: amotl2a
Product: angiomotin like 2a
Exons: 11
Coding region: 280-2382 (700 amino acids)
Biological process (GO): angiogenesis; establishment of cell polarity involved in ameboidal cell migration; hippo signaling
Cellular component (GO): cytoplasmic vesicle; bicellular tight junction; plasma membrane
Source: RefSeq, a predicted model, not a curated record